Molecule: messenger RNA, 765 nt
Organism: Protopolystoma xenopodis
Lineage: Eukaryota; Metazoa; Platyhelminthes; Monogenea; Polystomatidea; Polystomatidae
Source: the annotation of a GenBank genome assembly
GGCGGGUUCCUCGCGUUCGCCGCCUCCAUCGAAGCGCAGUCUCAAGGACCGGCCCACUUCGAAGCCAACGGAUGCUCCAAUCUCUCCUCGACAUGCCGGCAAAAGGGACAACCUUGGAGCGGUCAAUCGCGGCCUCAUGUUUCCGCAAAGCCGGCAUCCGGCUUCGGUGUCCUCGGUCACUUGAUGCGAUCGUCACCGAGCGCGAUGCAACUCGGCCAUUCAACCUCGUCGCCGACGCACGCGACCGGUGUCACCGUGACGACCGAGGCGGCGGUGACAACGGCGAUGACAACAACAAAGACAACAACGAAUGGGCAGUGGAGGCGGGAGCAGAUGAAUUGGCCCGCGGUCAAGGCUGACGAGGACGGAGUCGGUGGUCUCAAUCUUGCAACAGGGACCUCGAUGGAGGCGUCGACGGUGACUUGUCUCAAACAUGUUUCCGCGAACCAGUUUCCCGGCGAGGAGAGAGCACAGACAAGAGUCUUGAUUGACGAGGAGGAAGCGAAAUCGGGCUCCACAAGGCCAGAAGGUGGACACGAAUGCAGUUUUCGCCCCAUCGACGCAUUGGAGGUGAACAGCGGCUGGGUGAGACAUGAACUCGCUGUUCCGACAACGUCACAUGACGACUGCCAUCGGCAUCAGCACAUGAAUCAUGACUUCCAAUCCAAGUUUCUGGAGCCAUGCUCUUCUGCUUCAUCACACUCUUCCUCUUCCAGUACAUCUGAACUGGCAAUCGACUCAAAAUGGUGGGUAUCUACGAGGUAG